GAGGGUCUAGUUACUUAGAGGACUGUGGCCGAGUCGUUCUCAGUCCUAGAGUUCCUGAAGUUACCUGAAGCUGAUCCGCUCUUUUGUUCCACUUUGUCAUCUCACCACAGCAUCUGUUAUGCGUUUGAACUCUAUUGUCAGAAUGGAACACAUCUGGUACUGGUUGGAUGGAUCCGGGCAGUGGAUUGAAUAUGGGAAGCAGCAUGCAAACUAUUAUGCUGCCACAGUCACUUCUGCGGACCUGGAGGCAGCAUUUCUAGCAGACCAAAAAGGCACUGUGUUGUUUCAAGCUGGUUCUCAGCAGUAUGAGAUAAACUUUCAAGAAAUGGUCCAGAUAAAUUUGCUCUAUCAAACUCGGAGAAAAGUCUGUAGGUGGCCAAAGCUUGUGUUCUUUGGAGGAGAAGACAAGCGUGAGAGAAGCCAAAGGGAAACUACUAGCCCACUUCAUCUGUUUCCUCCAAACUGGGAUCAAUCGGCAUUGCCUGACAUAGGGUACCAGUUGGUGGAGCUGAGUAACACUACCAGUGAGUACAGGGAAGUCAAAGACCUAUUUGAGAAGACAAUGAAAGAUUAUAGAAUCUGCAGAUUGCAAAGGAUUCAGAACCCGUCACUUUGGCAAGUUUUCCAGUGGCAAAAGGAGCAGAUGAGGAAGACCAACAUAGGAAAAGAUGUAGAUGAGAGGCUCUUAUUCCAUGGAACAACGGCAUCCCAUUUGGAUACCAUCUGCUGGCAGAACUUUGACUGGAGAAUCUGUGGGGCCCAUGGAACAGCCUUUGGAAAAGGAAGCUACUUCGCCAGGGAUGCCAGUUAUUCCCAUAAGUACUGUCAGGCUGACACCAGUUCCAAGACCAUGUUUGUUGCUCGAGUGCUAGUCGGAGAUUUUGUUGAAGGAAGUAGCAGCUACCUUCGCCCCCCACCCAGACCCAGCCAUCCGAACAGGUUUUAUGACAGCUGUGUGGACAGCCUAGUGAAUCCCUCCAUUUUUGUCAUCUUUGAAAAGCACCAGAUUUACCCGGCAUAUACAAUAGAAUACACAGAAGAGUACCGCUGUGCGAUCUUGUAAUGGGCAGCAAUACUAACUUCCUAAAUGUAACCGUCAAAUGAUUUUACAGAUUUUUAAAAUAUAUUUAUAUAUUUAUUAGAACUGGUGUAUAUG
Pelodiscus sinensis (Chinese soft-shelled turtle) is the source of this 1156-nucleotide messenger RNA. Its product is annotated as protein mono-ADP-ribosyltransferase PARP12-like. The record is from RefSeq and is a predicted model, not a curated record. Gene Ontology annotation, molecular function: RNA binding; NAD+ poly-ADP-ribosyltransferase activity. Gene Ontology annotation, cellular component: nucleus. Gene Ontology annotation, biological process: response to virus; positive regulation of type I interferon production; positive regulation of mRNA catabolic process. NCBI's taxonomy places the organism in Eukaryota, Metazoa, Chordata, Testudines, Trionychidae.